Molecule: messenger RNA, 1739 nt
Organism: Agrilus planipennis (emerald ash borer)
Lineage: Eukaryota; Metazoa; Arthropoda; Insecta; Coleoptera; Buprestidae
Product: pre-rRNA processing protein FTSJ3
Exons: 7
Coding region: 1-1722 (573 amino acids)
Biological process (GO): rRNA processing
Cellular component (GO): nucleus
Molecular function (GO): methyltransferase activity
Source: RefSeq, a predicted model, not a curated record
AUGCAGGAGAAGUUUAUAUUGGAUGACACUUCUAUAAGUAAUCAUGAAAAGACCACAAAUGAAAUAAAAGAAUGUUGUAAAGAUAUAAAGGUCCUUGGUCGGAAGGAUUUAAGGAAAUUACUUGCAUGGUGGAAAAUUCUUCAUGAAGAAUUAGCAGUGCCUGCUAAAGUUGAAGAGGUUGAAGAAAAUUCCAUUAAGGAAAAUAACGAGAAAGAAAACCAGGAAGAUGAAUUUGAAGAAAUUGCAAAAGAAAUAACUGAAUUACAGGAGGAAGAGCGUAAAGAAUUGAAACGUAAACGAAAAAAGACAAUGAAAGAACGUAAAAAAUUAAACGAACGUUUGAAUUUGAAAAUGGUUCUUAAAGGAGACAGUGGACCACAAAUGGAAGACGACGAUAUGUUUAGAUUGAAGCAAAUUUCAGAUAAAACUGAAAUGAAAAAAGUGCUUGAUGAUGAUCCUGAUUUAGUUGCUGACAGUGAUGACGAUAAAAUAAAAUCUCCAAAAAGGAAAUUUGAGAGGUAUGAGAAAGGAGAAGGCCAUUUGGACAAUUCUGGAUUAUACUAUAAAGACUCAGAUUCUGAAUUGGAAAUGGAAACUGAUGAAGAAGAGGAAGUAGACGGUGUCAAAGAAGGUUUAGGUUUAGGUAGCGAUUCUGAUAGUGAUGAACUAGAGGGUGAAAUUGAUAACAAACCAAAACGAAAUAAAAAGGUCAAAGAACAUCCAUUAAUAACUGAUCUAGACUAUAGAGAUAAAGAAGAGAAACGCGUUCACAAAGCGAAUUUGUUCUUUGAAAGGGAUGCGUUUAAGGACCUUAUUGGAGAAAACGAAGAAGAUGCCGAUUUAGAUAGAUUAAUUAAAGUUUAUAAGGAAAAGGGAUCAGUCGUUUUAGGGGAGGACGAUGGCACCUCGAAUAAGGAAGUAAAAUCUAAGAAGAUAAAGGGAGAAAAACAGGCGCAAGAAAAUAAGAAAAUUAUUCAUGAUGAUGAUUCAGAUAGUGAAAGCAGCAGCGAUUCUGACAGCGAUUACGAAGUUUUAAAAGAAAUUUCAAAGAAGAACAAGAAAAAGGAAUCGGAAACAAGCGAGAAAGAUGGUUUUGAUAUAGUUAAAGAAAAAGGCAAAUUGGGCAAACGAAAACUUACAGAAGAAGAAUUGGCCUUGGGAACGAUGAUGAUAAAUAGUAGAAAAACUAAACGUGAUAUUGUAGACGCUGCAUGGAAUCGUUAUAGUUUUAAUGAUGUGGGUUUGCCUGAUUGGUUUGUUGAUGAUGAAUCGAAGCACAUGAGGAAAGAAACUCUGGUACCCAAGGAAUUAGUUGAUGAAUAUUCAUCUAAAUUGCAAGACUUAAAUGUGAGACCAAUCAAGAAAGUCAUUGAGGCUAAAGCAAGGAAGAAGAAGCGCGUGAUUAAAAAAUUGGAAAGGGCAAAGAAGAAAAUAGAAGCGAUAAUGGAAAAUGUAGAUGUUAGUGAUAAAGAGAAGGCGAAACAAAUUAAUCAAUUGUAUAAGAAAGCGAAGGCUGGACAGAAGAAGGAAGUAACUUAUGUAGUUUCCAAGAAAGCAACUGCUUCUAAAAGGCCCAGGAAACCGGCUGGAGUUAAGGGUCCUUAUAAAAUGGUUGAUCCUAGAAUGAAGAAAGACACUAGAGCACAGCAAAGAACUGUGAAGAAAGGCAAAAAUAAAAUAAAAAAGCCCAAAAAUCCGAAGAAAAAGAAAACAAAACAAUGAUAUAGCCAAUUUAUAUU